AAUCAAGGCCAUUGAAAGUCCCAACAAAGAUGAUGACACACAGUGGCUGACUUACUGGGUUGUGUAUGGCAUUUUCAGCAUAGUGGAAUUUUUCUCUGAUAUCUUUCUGUCCUGGUUCCCUUUCUACUACAUGCUAAAGUGUGGCUUCCUGUUGUGGUGUAUGGCUCCAAGCCCUUCUAAUGGGGCAGAGUUUCUCUAUCAUCGAAUUAUCCGGCCUUUCUUCUUGAAGCACGAAGCUCAGCUCGACAGUGUUGUUAAAGACCUGAAAGACAAGGCUGCAGAGACUGCAGAUACUAUCACUAAAGAAGGUGAGGAAAAGACUAUUCACUAA
Fulmarus glacialis (Northern fulmar) is the source of this 331-nucleotide messenger RNA. RefSeq names its product receptor accessory protein 5 (gene REEP5). The record is from RefSeq and is a predicted model, not a curated record. The annotation marks the transcript as partial. NCBI's taxonomy places the organism in Eukaryota, Metazoa, Chordata, Aves, Procellariiformes, Procellariidae. The transcript is spliced from 2 exons.